UACAAAAAGGUCAUCAAAAUGCCAGCCAGCCUCUAUGGUACAUGGGACCUCAUCAGCAAUGACAACUUGGAGGGCUACAUGACAGCACUGGGUAUCAGCCCUUGCUUACGAAAGAUUGCUCUGAAGGUGAAGAUGAGGAAGGUGAUUGAGCAACAGGGGGACCAGUACACCAUCAAAACUGUCAGCAAGAUCAAAAACUACACCAUCUCCCUCAGAGUGGGUGAGGAGUUUAAGGAGUUUACCAAAGGACUGGACAACAGAAAUGUCAAGUCACUGGUGACAUGGGAGGGAAAUAAACUGGUGUGUGAACAGACUGGAGAGAAGAAAAACCGGGGCUGGGCUCACUGGAUUGAAGAUGACAAGCUACAUCUGGAGCUGUACUGUGAAGGAGAAGUCUGCAAGCAGGUUUUUAAGAAGAAUGUGAACGAGUGAUAUGGAAUGAAAGUUGAUUUUCUGGAGAAGUAACUUUGUGUUGAAAGGACUCGUGUGUUAAAUACACAACUCUAAACCCUGAAUAACAAAAACACACUAUAAAUCAAGUGGUAUUUCUUUUGUAAUCUGACUUCAAUGCUCAGUUCAGGAGUAAAUGUCUUUCCUGUCAGGGUAUGGAUUUACACCACUAGAUGGCAUCACUGCAUUAUUGUUUGUACGAUACUUCUGUCUACACUGGUCUCUAGCUAAGUGGUGUUCGGCCUCAGGUAAAAUGAAAAAUACUUUGCAUCAAGCCUGUUUUUUGCUCCUUUAAGAUGGCUUAAGACUCAAUACAGGCUCUGUUUAGUGCAAACUUUUUCUUUCCUUCAAAUCUCUUUUGUCUGGUGAGACGAAUUUGAAAUGCCAGAUUUUCUUUGCAUUGGCUUGGGCUGGCCAUCUGACAUUUGGCUGAACUAUUUGGAAAUUCCU
Molecule: messenger RNA, 900 nt
Organism: Cottoperca gobio
Lineage: Eukaryota; Metazoa; Chordata; Actinopteri; Perciformes; Bovichtidae
Gene: rbp7a
Product: retinol binding protein 7a, cellular
Exons: 4
Coding region: 19-432 (137 amino acids)
Molecular function (GO): lipid binding
Source: RefSeq, a predicted model, not a curated record